AUGUCUUCGUGGACGCACCUUGUUCGUUUCAUCGCUGUCGAGGACAGCCAAGUUCACCUCGGCCAACUAGUGGAUACAGCCCGCGAUGUUGGACGCGAUACUGCUGACGGGGUUCGCAUCGCCGUUAAGCUCAUUGAAGGUACUGUAUUUGACGGUCGCGUUACUGAGAUAAUCUUGCAUGUGAAACAGCUUCUUGCACCCAUUACACCUGAACAAUGCAGCUACAUCCGCUGUUUGGGUCUCAACUACAUGGACCACGCCAAGGAGGCUAGCCUUCCUCUCCCAAAGGCGCCAAUCCUCUUCACCAAGCCUCGCACUGCGCUCGCUGGCCCCUACCCUGCCACCAUCAAUAUUCCAAAGUGUGCACAGGAUGGCAGUAGCGACUACGAGGCCGAGUUAUGUCUGGUCAUUGGAAAGCCUGGCAGGGAUAUUCCGGAGGAGGAAGCCCUGGACUACGUUUUAGGCUACACUGCAUCCAAUGAUGUCUCUGCUCGCACCAUGCAGAUGAUUACGGCACAGUGGUCUUUCUCCAAAGGCCUCGAUGGAAGUUGCCCUAUCGGACCAGUCCUCGUGUCGCCGUCUGCGAUCAAAGACCCCCAAACCCUGUCGAUUCAGGCCAUUCAUAACGGUACUACCGUCCAGGAUGGACAUACCAAAGAUAUGAUCUUCAAUAUCAAGAAACAGAUCUCAUAUCUCUCACAAGGUACCACUCUAGAGGCCGGAACACUGUUUUUGACUGGAACCCCUGCUGGAAUUGGUUAUUUCCGGGAGCCACGAGUGGUUCUGAAGGAUGGCGAUGAGAUUUCUGUAAAGAUUGAUCAGAUCGGCACUCUCAUCAACAAGGUCCGUUAUGACACUCGUUAG
Penicillium longicatenatum is the source of this 864-nucleotide messenger RNA. RefSeq names its product fumarylacetoacetate hydrolase family protein. The transcript has 3 exons. Bases 1 to 864 code for a protein of 287 amino acids. The record is from RefSeq and is a predicted model, not a curated record. Gene Ontology annotation, molecular function: catalytic activity. Lineage: Eukaryota; Fungi; Ascomycota; Eurotiomycetes; Eurotiales; Aspergillaceae.